AUGAUGUUCCGUGCUACAGCUCUGCGCAGCGCCGCUGCCUCCGUUGCCCGUGCCGGCGCCGUCCGCCCUGCCGUCUCUGCUUCCGCCGUCGCCAGAUUAGCUACUCGCCGUGUUGCGCCCACCGCUUGGGCUCCCAGGACCGCUGCCCCCUGGACUGCUGUCCGCUUCUACGCUUCUGCUGGUGGUCUUGACAAGCCCCAGGUCGAGGGAAGGAUUAUCUCUUUGCUGCAGAAGUUUGACAAGGUCAACGACCCUUCCAAGAUCCAGCCAACAUCGCAUUUCGCCAACGACCUCGGCCUGGACAGCUUGGACACCGUUGAGGUUGUCAUGGCGAUUGAGGAGGAGUUCAGCAUUGAGAUCCCCGACAAGGACGCCGACCAGAUUCACAGUGUGGACAAGGCUGUUGAGUACAUACUCAGCCAGCCUGAUGCCAACUGA
Messenger RNA from Pyricularia pennisetigena, 438 nucleotides. RefSeq lists its product as uncharacterized. The coding region runs from base 1 to 438 and encodes 145 amino acids. Gene Ontology annotation, cellular component: mitochondrion. The transcript is spliced from 4 exons. The record is from RefSeq and is a predicted model, not a curated record. NCBI's taxonomy places the organism in Eukaryota, Fungi, Ascomycota, Sordariomycetes, Magnaporthales, Pyriculariaceae. Gene Ontology annotation, biological process: fatty acid biosynthetic process. Gene Ontology annotation, molecular function: acyl binding; acyl carrier activity.